Asparagus officinalis (garden asparagus) is the source of this 1979-nucleotide messenger RNA. RefSeq names its product subtilisin-like protease SBT3.18. Gene Ontology annotation, molecular function: serine-type endopeptidase activity. The record is from RefSeq and is a predicted model, not a curated record. Gene Ontology annotation, biological process: proteolysis. The transcript has 8 exons. The coding region runs from base 18 to 1685 and encodes 555 amino acids. Lineage: Eukaryota; Viridiplantae; Streptophyta; Magnoliopsida; Asparagales; Asparagaceae.
CUAAUUUUAACUAAGCAAUGGUCUUUCCUAAUAUUUCUCUUACUGUUCUAGGGCUCUUCAUCCUCCUCUCUUAUCUCUCACUACUCCCAUCUGUUGCAUCUACUUACCCAUCUCAUGUAUACAUUGUCUACUUGGGCUACAACAAAGGCCAAGAACCUCUUCUCACCACUCAAAGUCAUAUCCAACUCCUCUCAGACGUCUUCUCUAAAGAAGAUGAAGCAAAAGAAGCAAUGCUAUAUAGCUAUAGGCAUAGCUUCUCUGGUUUUGCAGCAAUUAUUAACUCAACACAAGCCACCAAUUUGUCUAGUAAGAUUAUUUUAAUUUUUAUUCUCUUAUAUGAGAUGAGUAUUAUAUAUGAUAUGAAAGCAUUCUCUCAUAUAGUUGCUUGUGCACGUACGUAUUACAUACAGGGGGAAGGCUUUAUCAGCAAGAGGAUGAGGAUGAUGAGACUGGUGGAUGGUCGUAGAUUUUUCAGCUCUGGGUCAUGCUCACUGGAGCAGUGGAAUGGCCGGAAGAUGCCACCGGCAGCGGUGGUACUGUGCUUCUCCACCGUACUGCAGGUUCCCAGCACAGUUGCAGCCAUUUCCGUGUGGAGACUCAAUGCUUCUGCCCUCAUUUUUGCGGAACCCUCCACUCGGCUGAUGCCUCAAGAUGAUCUGCUCCCAACUGUCCAUGUGGAUCUCAUUCAAGCCACUCAAAUCCUCAACUACAUCAAAUCUUCCAACAAUCCUACAAUAGAUGUCUUUCCAAGCAAAUGGCGGUUGGGUCGCUCUCCUGCACCUUCUGUUGCUUACUUCUCUUCGAGAGGGCCAAGUUCUGUAUUUCCAAGCAUCUUAAAGCCCGACAUUGCUGCACCUGGAGUCAAUAUCUUAGCAGCAUGGUCCCCCAAAGCUCCGCCUACAUUGAUCCCGCGGCUCGACAAUCGCUCCGUGGCCUGGAAUUUUCAGUCUGGAACUUCCAUGUCGUGUCCUCACGUAGCGGGCGUCGUAGCACUCCUCAAGUCAGCUCACCCUCAUUGGUCUCCUGCUGCUAUCAGAUCAGCUCUCAUGACUACAGCAGUCAUGGCUGACACGAGCUCAGACACAAUCUUAGCCGGAGGAACCUUAAAAGCGGCGGAUCCCUUUGACAUCGGGGCGGGACACAUGGAUCCGUUGAAGGCAAUGGAUCCUGGACUCAUCUAUGACAUGGAUACUCAAGACUACAUACUCUUCCUCUGUAGCAUCGGCUACACGGAGGCCCAGAUACGCAAGAUUGUUCUCCCUAAUAUUUCUCCCAUUAACAUCAAUACAAGCUGCAGCGAAGUCUAUUCAGAUCCGGACCUCAACUACCCAGCAAUCGUCAUAUCAGAUCUUCACACAGCUCUUACCGUCCAAAGGACUGUAACAAAUGUCGGGUCAGGCGCAGCAAUUUAUUUCGCGAGAGUGGUGAGUCCUCAGGGAGUGCAUGUGUCGAUAUCGCCCCACUGUUUGGUAUUUUUCGGUGAAGGAGAGAAGAUUUCAUAUGAAGUUACGGUCAUCCCGUUGAAAAGGUCAGGGGGGAGGUAUGAUUUUGGGGAGAUAGCGUGGUCCGACGGCUACCAUCGAGUUCGGAUUCCACUUGUAGUGAGGGUGAGUACUCAUUUCGCUAUCGGUGGUGGAUCAGAAUCAGAUGAAGCCGGCAUAACUAACUACAUCCAGCUCCAGUAGUAGUACUGUCUACCUCAAGUAUAUAUCUUUUACUUGCUGUGGGAGUCACAGCUAUAUAUAGCAAUAUUAAUUGUCAAGUUGUUAAACUAGUUUUUGCUAUGUGCUUAAUCUUGGAGUACUGAUAAAUGAACGAGCUAUAAGCCGUCAGAACGUUUCAUCGCAGUCCUACACUCUACAUCUAGCUCCGUAUGCUUCAUAUAGCCACUGGUCUCGUAUCGCCUGUUUAAUUUACUUUCUUUUGUUUUUGCAUUCAUAAAGAAUUUUUUCAACGUAACAUGCGCUUCUUAUGUUUUA